Molecule: messenger RNA, 939 nt
Organism: Suillus bovinus
Lineage: Eukaryota; Fungi; Basidiomycota; Agaricomycetes; Boletales; Suillaceae
Exons: 4
Coding region: 274-540 (88 amino acids)
Biological process (GO): respiratory electron transport chain
Cellular component (GO): mitochondrion
Source: RefSeq, a predicted model, not a curated record
AUUUGGAGCAUGUACGUACGUAGAUUUGCCAGCGUGGCAUAAACACUGAGAGGUAACUAGUAAGACAAGCUCGAUGCCAGCACGCGCUUUCUGAUGUUUUGUUCGAUGGAUGAUCUUCAAUCUCCGUCAAGCUCAAAUCUAGACAGUGGCUGUGGCACUAUAAUACUACCGAACGCCUGACAGUCGCUUGCCAGUACCGCUGUUCAGAACGUUCAGAUCCAGAGUCAAAGCACGUUGGAGUUGGUCAAUUGGACCACGACGUUCUGACCAAAGAUGGCCUCGAGGGCAAAUCGACUCAGAGCCCUUGCACUUUAUAAGGAACUCCACCGACUGGGCAGAGAUUAUGAACCUUCAUAUAACUUCCAUGGGAAGCUUAGACGUUUGUUUGAAAAGAACCGGAAUCUCGCUGAUGACGAGGAAAUAGAGAAGGCGCUCAGGUUUGGAGAAUAUAUCAAGAAUGAAACCCUUGCCUUGUACUCGCUCCGCAAGUAUCGACACCUGAAGCGCAUGUAUCCUUCAAAUUCUACAUCCGAUACUUGACGGAUCAGUCAAACACUCUUGGCGUCGGCCGAACUCAUUCCUCUCUUUCAUGACAACAGAUGUUGAAUAGAUUGCCGGGCAUAAUCGUUGCUACAUUGACAACUUUAUGAUUAUGAAUCAUCGUUAUCCUAUCGCACGAGCAGCUGUACACGUAUGGCUGAUUGAACCAUGCAAACUUGACUUAUACUCAUGGAAGAGGUUGCAAAUGCCUCAAUGUUGGGCAGCUUCACAUAUCACCGAUCGACGAUGUACGUUCGUUCAGCGAAAGAAGAGGUAGUACCUUUGGCCCAGAGUUGCAAAUUACAAUGUAGUACAUUCGUUUUCCACUCAUUUCCAUCACCCAAUGUUUCUAAAUGAUGAUUAAUGCAGUAUAUAUUUUGUAUUCAGCGAACUGCACAG